Melopsittacus undulatus (budgerigar) is the source of this 3050-nucleotide messenger RNA. It is a transcript of the gene AHCYL1, whose product is annotated as adenosylhomocysteinase like 1. The record is from RefSeq and is a predicted model, not a curated record. Lineage: Eukaryota; Metazoa; Chordata; Aves; Psittaciformes; Psittaculidae. The coding region runs from base 228 to 1808 and encodes 526 amino acids. The transcript has 17 exons. Gene Ontology annotation, biological process: L-methionine cycle. Gene Ontology annotation, cellular component: cytosol.
ACGGCGUCACGCCCCUGAGAACCGAGAGCGGCGGCGGCGGCGGCCGCAGUCCGCACCGGGUACCGGAGCCAACCGGAGCCAACCGGAUUGAUCCAGUCCGAACCGAUCCGAACAGAACCGGAUCGAUCCGAACCGGACAGAACCGAACCGGACCGAUCCGGAGCCCUCCGCCGUGCCCCUCUUCGCCCGGUACCGCGGGCGGCCGCGGCCGCCUCCCUCGCCUCAGGAUGUCGGUGCUGGAGCCGGCCGGCGGCGAGGAGGUGAAGCAGGCCAAGGAGGUGGAGGACGCCGAGAAGUAUUCCUUCAUGGCCACCGUCACCAAGGCCCCCAAGAAGCAAAUCCAGUUUGCAGAUGACAUGCAGGAGUUCACCAAGUUCCCAACCAAGACAGGCCGACGCUCCCUGUCCCGCUCCAUCUCCCAGUCCUCCACUGACAGCUACAGCUCCGCUGCCUCCUACACAGACAGCUCUGAUGAUGAAGUGUCCCCUCGGGAGAAGCAGCAAAGCAACUCCAAGGGCAGCAGCAACUUCUGUGUCAAGAACAUCAAACAGGCAGAGUUCGGGCGCCGGGAGAUCGAGAUUGCUGAGCAAGACAUGUCUGCUCUCAUCUCCCUCAGGAAACGAGCGCAAGGAGAGAAGCCUUUGGCUGGAGCUAAGAUCGUCGGCUGCACCCACAUCACGGCACAGACCGCGGUGCUGAUCGAGACGCUGUGUGCGCUGGGAGCUCAGUGCCGCUGGGCUGCCUGUAACAUCUAUUCCACCCAGAACGAAGUGGCAGCUGCCUUGGCAGAGGCUGGUGUUGCUGUGUUUGCCUGGAAGGGGGAGUCGGAGGAUGACUUCUGGUGGUGCAUUGACCGCUGUGUUAACAUAGAUGGCUGGCAGGCCAACAUGAUCCUGGAUGAUGGUGGGGACCUGACCCAUUGGGUUUAUAAGAAGUACCCCAGUGUCUUCAAGAAGAUCCGAGGGAUCGUGGAGGAGAGUGUGACCGGUGUGCACAGGCUCUACCAGCUCUCCAAGGCUGGCAAGCUGUGUGUCCCUGCCAUGAACGUCAAUGACUCCGUCACCAAGCAGAAGUUUGAUAACCUGUACUGCUGCCGGGAGUCCAUCCUGGACGGCCUCAAGAGGACCACGGAUGUGAUGUUCGGAGGGAAGCAAGUGGUGGUUUGUGGUUAUGGGGAGGUUGGCAAAGGCUGUUGUGCUGCUCUGAAGGCCCUGGGAGCCAUCGUCUAUGUCACGGAGAUCGACCCCAUCUGCGCCCUGCAGGCCUGCAUGGACGGGUUUCGGGUGGUGAAGCUGAGUGAAGUCAUCCGUCAGGUGGAUGUUGUCAUCACCUGCACAGGGAACAAGAACGUGGUGACCAGGGAGCACCUGGACCGCAUGAAGAACAGUUGCAUUGUGUGCAACAUGGGCCAUUCCAACACCGAGAUCGAUGUGACCAGCCUGCGGACCCCGGAGCUCACCUGGGAGCGGGUCCGUUCCCAAGUGGAUCAUGUCAUCUGGCCCGAUGGGAAGCGUGUGGUGCUGCUGGCUGAGGGCCGGCUUCUGAACCUGAGCUGCUCCACGGUGCCCACCUUCGUGCUCUCCAUCACGGCCACCACUCAGGCACUGGCUCUGAUUGAGCUCUACAACGCUCCCGAGGGCCGGUACAAGCAGGACGUGUACCUGCUGCCCAAGAAGAUGGAUGAGUACGUUGCCAGCUUGCAUCUGCCUUCCUUUGAUGCCCACCUGACGGAGCUGACGGAUGAUCAGGCCAAGUACCUGGGACUCAACAAGAACGGGCCCUUCAAACCCAAUUACUACAGAUACUGAUGGAGCACACAGGAAGGAGCACACAAGGCAACGUUAGAGAGAUUAUUUUUAAAGAUCCUUUUUAUUUGGGUUUAUUUUCUCCUUUUUCUUUCUUUUCCCCAACAAAAGAACCGGUUUUACAUAGACCCAAGUGAUUUAAGGUCACUUUUCCUUCCCUUCUCUCCCUGUUUUGCCCUGUGGCUGCUCCCAUCCCUGCUCUCCGCAGCCAUCGGGGGAUGUGCUGCUUGGAGGCUCUUCCCAUUCCUUGCCCCUUUGCUGCAGUGAUGCUUCUGGGUUCUCUGCCACCUUCUGUGGUCCUUCCCUUCCCCUCUGGAUCCCGUCCUUUGGAUGAUCCCAAACCUCCUCCAUUGCCUUAAAGGGAGCCGAGCGGCCCCUGGUGGCCACCCGGGGAACAGCUCCGCAAGCCGGGCCUGGCUCUGGGCUGCUCCCGAUGCUCAAGCGGCGUUACCCUCAUCCCUGCUCGGUCUGUGGUGCUGGGUUACAGCCACACUGCACCAUAACUGCGUUAACCCCAUGGGGCGCUUUGGGUUUCCUUCCUCUUUCCCUGUUGGAUCCUUAGGAUGGAGGAGGGGAAGCAGCAGGGAUGCGGCCCCGUCUCGCAGUGCAGCAGGGCUGGGUUGAAGGGGUUUAUUGUGGGGUGCCUCUGCUGUACCCAGAGCCCUCUGCUCCCUCGCAGUGCGUUUCAGCCGCGCUCAUCACCUCCUUCCUCCCCUUCCUCAUCCUCUCCGGGGACGUUUCCCUUCCCCUGCCGCUCGUCCCAGGCAGGUUCUCUUGGCUCCUUUUACCCUCUUCUGUGCUCCCCCCAGCCCAAGAGCACGGAGGGAAGGAGGAUCCCGGCUCCUGGUACAUGGAUAAUGGAGAUGCUGUGGUCCACAUGAGGCUCCUGGGUCCCUGAGCAGCUGUGGGGUGCAUGGGGCAGAAGGGGAGGGAUGCUCAUGGCUUUGAUCACCCUCUCCUUUGGCUCCUCUCCUCCUUGGCUUGGGAUUCCCCUGCUCCCAAGGCUCCAUUCCCGCAGGGAGCGGAUGGGAUCAUUCCCCCUUGGCCUGGGAGGGGAUCCCUGCACUGGGGGGGUCACAGCCCCACAUUCCCCCCCCCAUUCCCACACUGGGGAGCCUGGGGCUGGCAGCGUGGGGCCGGGAGAGGUUUAUUUUGUAUAUGAAUGAUUUUUAAUGGAUGCAAUAUUAAUCCUCGCAGAUGAGCAAUAAAUCAUUAAACUCGAAUUAAACUAUUAGGAAAAACGAA